AUGGCCGCAUCCACCCUGUCCGUCUGCUCCAGCGACCGGAGCUACGGCAGCCGCGUCUGCCUGCCCGGCUCCUGUGACACCUGCUCCGACUCCUGGCAGGUGGACGACUGCCCAGAGAGCUGCUGCGAGCCCCCCUGCUGUGCCCCCGCCUGCUGUGCCCCCUCCUGCUGUGCCCCCUCCUGCCUGACCCUCAUCUGCACCCCUGCGAGCUGCGGGUCCAGCCCCUGCCAACCAGCCUGCACCAGCUCCUGCCAGCCCUCCUGCUGCAGCUCCUCCCCCUGCCAGGAAGACUGCUGUGUGUCUCUCUGCUGCAAGCCCGUCUGCUGCACCCCUGUCUGUUGCAAGCCCGUCUGCUGCACCCCUGUCUGCUGUGAGGCCUCCCCCUGCUCAGCCUCUUCAUGCUGCCAGCAGUCUAGCUGCCAGCCCUCCUGCUGCAGCUCCUCCCCCUGCCAGGAAGACUGCUGCCAGCCUGUCUGCUGCACCCCUGUCUGCUGCAAGCCCGUCUGCUGCACCCCGGUCUGCUGCAAACCCGUCUGCUGCACCCCUGUCUGCUGCAAGCCCGUCUGCUGCACCCCUGUCUGCUGCAAGCCCGUCUGCUGCACCCCUGUCUGCUGCAAGCCCGUCUGCUGCACCCCUGUCUGCUCCGGGCCCUCCUCCUGCUGCCAGCCCAGCCCCUGCUCCUUGUCCUGCUGCAGACCUUCCUCCUGCAUGUCCCUGCUCUGCCGCCCCGUGUGCAGGCCCGCCUGCUGCCUGCCCGCCUCGGCCCAGAAGUCCUGCUGCUGACGGGGCCCGUCUUCCCCGGGGCCAGCUGGGCUCAGGACCCACCCAGUGACCGUGGUCCUCCCCACCCCCUCAGUGCGGUCCUGACCUGUUAGGUGGCUGCCCACACCCAGGACAGCGUCUACC
This is a messenger RNA of Mustela erminea (ermine), 906 nucleotides long. Its product is annotated as keratin-associated protein 10-7-like. The record is from RefSeq and is a predicted model, not a curated record. Lineage: Eukaryota; Metazoa; Chordata; Mammalia; Carnivora; Mustelidae. The coding region runs from base 1 to 783 and encodes 260 amino acids. The transcript is spliced from 2 exons. Gene Ontology annotation, cellular component: keratin filament.